CUGUAGCUUAGGAAAAUCGAGUUACGGGACAAGUAAGCAACGAGGCACAACAUUAAUCCCUAUCCAGCACCACUACUUAUGAGCCAUGACCAUACACUCUUGCCCUUCCGCAGAAGCUUGCACUUUAGUUCGGCUUAUUUAAUUACACGCUAAUUGCGUGACACUCUGUACUUAUCAUGUGAAGAUUUUCCUCUGUGGCUUCAUCUUGAGCGCUUUGAUGGCAUAAGCACACUUUACGGGCGCUCCGUUCAACCAAGUGUUCACUAUGACGAUUAAAAAUUAAAAAUUGAUAUGUCAUUGUGACAAUUCGAUUUCGCGUGAUCGAACAAAUAUUGAUCAGGGAGAUUUUUUAUGCCCCACCUUGCCCCAACCCUCCAUCCUUUUCCCCAACAAGACCCCAGCUCCUACUCACAGACAAGGCGACCCGUUCGACUAUGAGUGAAAAAACCUCUUUGCAAAAGCAUGUUGGCUAUUUCGAUCCCGAUGGCGACGAUAUCGUCUGGCCUGCAGACACUUUUCGCGGAGUUCGCACGCUAGAUUCAACAUCUCUCUUCGUCGGCACUAAUGAUGUGACUGAGAUGUUUAUUUUCCAUUUCUGCUGGCACUUCUACCCCGUUCUAUCCCUUCACUCCACUCGGAGCAGAAUUUAUAUCAAGAAUAUCAAGUGGGAUGUUCACGGGACUGAUUCGAGGGCGUUCGAUCCAUAUGGGAAUUUCGUCAAUGAGAACUUUGAAAAAAUCUUCAACGAGCAUUCCACUGCACCUGAAAAGGACUCGCUUACGCUUUGGGACACGGUCGUCAUGAUUUGGAAUCUCCACAGUGCAAAUGAUUUCUUUGGACCCAUAGCGAGUUUGGCAAGUUUCCUCAUUGCGUAUUACCUCCUCGCCGGUCCAGAUGGAAAGGUUAAGAAAGCGCAUCUCAAGACGGUAUACGAUGGUUCCGGUUUCCAUUCUAUUGCUAGGCAGGUAGCGCUUGGAAGGAAACGCGGACAGUUAGAUCCAACGCUUAAAUUCUGAAGAAGAGAAACAUGGUAAACAAAUUCUAGCCAACCCAUGACCUUGGCUAUCGGAGAGUUAGGGCCUUACACCCCCUAGUUGCUGGUUACGGAUAUGGAGAGGGAGAAAGGUUUGCUCAACUGAAUGUAUGUGUAUAUGUAGUU
Cantharellus anzutake is the source of this 1159-nucleotide messenger RNA. RefSeq names its product Caleosin. The coding region runs from base 435 to 1016 and encodes 193 amino acids. NCBI's taxonomy places the organism in Eukaryota, Fungi, Basidiomycota, Agaricomycetes, Cantharellales, Hydnaceae. The transcript is spliced from 8 exons. Gene Ontology annotation, molecular function: calcium ion binding; monooxygenase activity. The record is from RefSeq and is a predicted model, not a curated record.